Messenger RNA from Thelazia callipaeda (thelaziosis nematode), 588 nucleotides. Lineage: Eukaryota; Metazoa; Nematoda; Chromadorea; Rhabditida; Thelaziidae. The record is from the annotation of a GenBank genome assembly.
AUGAAUAUUUUGUAUGCGCAGAGACCAUCUUCACUCCACUCAACUCAAAUGCGUUAUUUGGGCAUUUUUGUUCUGCUCAGUUGCACUAUUUCUUGGCUGCAAGCUUGCAGUACAUCAUCUACUGAGGAUUCACAAAGUGUACUUGGUUUGAAAGGAGAGCGGGGUGCAAGUGGAGCAACAGGGCUACAAGGUGCUCCAGGUCAGCAAGGUCCUCCGGGUCCACCCGGUGCAAAAGGUGAAGUAGGUCCUGAAGGUGAGCAAGGAAUAGCAGGGUUAGUUGGAGCAGCGGGCCUGAAAGGUGAUAUAGGCCCACAAGGUGCUAGAGGAGCUCCAGGUGAAGCAGGCCCAGCAGGUGAUAAGGGAGCUCAAGGUCUACCAGGCCCACGAGGUGAGACAGAAUAUGGAGGCGAACCGGGUCCACCAGGUGACAAAGGCAGUACAGGAUUGACAGGUGAAACUGGCCUAAAAGGUGAGAAGGGAGCUACAGGUGCGCAAGGCAAGCAAGGUGAGGUAGGAGAAAAGGGUGUGCCAGGCUUACCAGGCGUAAAAGGCGAAACAGGCGCAGAUGGUCCAAUGACAAAGGGAUAA